This is a messenger RNA of Quercus lobata, 1987 nucleotides long. RefSeq names its product Xanthine/uracil permease family protein. Lineage: Eukaryota; Viridiplantae; Streptophyta; Magnoliopsida; Fagales; Fagaceae. The record is from RefSeq and is a predicted model, not a curated record. Bases 325 to 1905 code for a protein of 526 amino acids. Gene Ontology annotation, cellular component: membrane. Gene Ontology annotation, molecular function: transmembrane transporter activity. Gene Ontology annotation, biological process: transmembrane transport. The transcript is spliced from 13 exons.
AGUUUUAACUCUAUACUCGCUCACAGAGAAAGACCUCAAUUUAGUGGGCGGCAAAGUGCAAUUUCUAGUCUCUCUUUCUACUGUGAAAUCUUUCUCUCUCUCUCUCUCUCAACUUUCUUUUUCUUGAAUCUCUUUCUUUUGCUUCCAUCAAUCCCAUUGGUUUUUCUCUAUCUGCUUUUUUACUUUCUUUGACUUUCUCUCCCUCCUUCUCUUUCUCUCUCAUUGAUUCAUUAAGCAAAAUUUUAUUUUUUUCAUUCAUUUUGUGAAUACCCCAUUUGGAUUUGGAGGCAAAAGGAGAGAGAGCUUUUGAAGUGGGUGUGAGCCAUGGCAGCUCCAGCUCCAAAACCAGAAGAGAUAAGCCACCCAGCAAUGGACCAACUUCAAGGCUUGGAAUACUGUAUUGACUCGAACCCAUCUUGGGGGGAGGCAAUAGCUUUGGGUUUCCAGCACUACAUUUUGGCCUUAGGAACUGCUGUAAUGAUCCCAUCAUUCCUUGUUCCGCUCAUGGGUGGCACUAAUGGUGACAAAGUGAGGGUGGUACAGACUCUACUCUUUGUUGAAGGGAUUAACACACUAAUACAAACACUGUUUGGGACUCGAUUGCCAACCGUGAUUGGAGGGUCUUAUGCAUUCAUGGUCCCCAUUAUUUCUAUCAUUCACGACUCGUCCUUGGCGAGUAUUGAUGAUCCUCAUCUGAGAUUUCUCAAUACCAUGAGGGCAGUCCAAGGUGCUCUGAUAGUAGCAUCAAGCAUUCAAAUUAUUUUGGGAUUUAGUCAGCUGUGGGCCAUCUGUUCCAGGUUCUUCAGCCCUCUAGGAAUGGUUCCAGUGAUUGCACUAGUGGGUUUUGGUCUGUUUGAUAGAGGCUUCCCUGUGGUUGGACGUUGCGUGGAAAUUGGCAUUCCCAUGUUUAUCCUAUUUAUAGUCUUCUCCCAGUACUUAAAAAAUUUUCAGGCAAAGAAACUGCCAAUACUGGAGCGGUUUGCUCUCCUCAUAUCAAUCACUGUUAUAUGGGCAUAUGCACACCUCUUGACAGCCAGUGGCGCAUACAGACAUCGACCAGAUUUAACACAAAUUAACUGCCGAACUGACAAGGCGAAUCUCAUUUCUUCUGCUCCAUGGAUCAAGAUCCCAUACCCUCUUCAGUGGGGUGCUCCUACCUUUGAUGCUGGUCAUGCUUUUGGAAUGAUGGCUGCCACUAUAGUUUCAUUGAUUGAGUCAACGGGAGCUUACAAGGCUGCAUCACGUCUAGCAAGCGCAACCCCACCUCCAGCUCAUGUUCUUAGCCGUGGUAUUGGCUGGCAGGGAAUUGGGAUUCUGCUGAGUGGACUCUUUGGAACUUUGACUGGUUCAACAGUCUCUGUAGAAAAUGUAGGACUUCUUGGAAGCACUCGCGUUGGAAGUCGCAGGGUUAUCCAAAUCUCAGCUGGUUUUAUGAUAUUUUUCUCUAUGUUAGGAAAAUUCGGUGCUUUGUUUGCGUCAAUACCCUUCACUAUAUUUGCUGCUGUAUAUUGCGUUUUGUUUGGUCUUGUUGCUUCGGUGGGGCUGUCAUUUUUGCAAUUCACAAAUAUGAACUCGAUGAGGAACCUGUUUAUCACUGGUGUUGCCUUCUUCUUGGGUUUGUCUGUUCCAGAGUAUUUUAGAGAAUACACAGCCAAGGCUCUUCAUGGUCCUGCUCAUACCAGAGCUGGAUGGUUCAAUGAUUUCCUUAAUACCAUCUUCUUCUCAUCCCCAACUGUUGCAUUGAUUGUUGCAAUUUUCUUGGACAACACACUUGACUACAAGGAAAGUGCUAGAGAUAGAGGAAUGCCAUGGUGGGUUAAAUUUCGGACAUUUAAGGGGGACAGCCGUAAUGAGGAGUUCUACACCCUCCCUUUCAAUCUCAACCGUUUCUUCCCUCCAAAUUGAAGUAAUGCCAUUAAAAAAAAAAAAAAAAAAAUGAAAGAUGUUAGAGGAAAAGCAUCAUUUCCAUAUAAGGAUUAUAUGACGA